This is a messenger RNA of Quercus robur (English oak), 2931 nucleotides long. RefSeq names its product probable receptor-like protein kinase At5g24010. The coding region runs from base 273 to 2771 and encodes 832 amino acids. Gene Ontology annotation, molecular function: transmembrane receptor protein tyrosine kinase activity; ATP binding. Gene Ontology annotation, biological process: protein autophosphorylation. Lineage: Eukaryota; Viridiplantae; Streptophyta; Magnoliopsida; Fagales; Fagaceae. The transcript has a single exon. The record is from RefSeq and is a predicted model, not a curated record. Gene Ontology annotation, cellular component: plasma membrane; plasmodesma.
AAAUCCAAAUUAUCCUCUACUGCAUGUGCACACAGAAAUUGAAAAUAAAUGGCUUUUAAAUCAUUCACUUUUAAAUUGGAUUUUUCCUAUUUGAGAAUUUUCGUGGUCCACAGUUCAAUUCCAAAAGUCCACGAGAAGACUCAAGUCUUUCACCUAAAAGAUUACUGUAAAAGGUUUCUAUGUUCAUCGAACUUCAAACUACAUAACUCUCUUAUCAGCGUUUCUCAGACUAAAAAUAAGCCAAAAUUCUGCUUUUUAUACCUCCAUUUUUCAUGGAAAAGCUUCAGUUCUAUAAAAUCCAUCUCCCUCCUUUUGCUGCUCUUCUUUUUCUGCAUCAGUUUCUCUCUGUGGCUUACUCUCUCACAGAUAAUUACUUCAUCAACUGUGGCACAGCUACCAACGCCAACCCCAACGCCAACACAGACCGGUAUUUCGUUGGGGACUUGAAUUCCAGUGAUUCGAUCUCCUCUUCAUUUUCUUUUACAGAGCACAACAGCCCCGUCGCAAACAGCAACCAGCCUUCAGGUACAUCAUCAACUCUUUAUCAGACAGCAAGAAUUUUCAGAAGCAACUCUUCCUAUAAGUUUCAUAUCCUAAAUAAUGACAUCUAUUUUGUACGCCUUCAUUUCUUUGCAUUCUCAACCCCAACUGACCUCUCCACGGCUCUUUUUGAUGUAUGGACUUCUGGGUCCUCACUGUUGCUUAAUUUCACUGGCAAAAACAGUAGCAACUCUCCUAUAAUAAAGGAAUUCUUCCUUCCCAUCUCUCCCGGAAAAUUCAAUGUGUAUUUUUUGCCUCGAGGAUCGUCUUUUGCGUUUAUAAAUGCAAUAGAAGUCUUCCCUGCCAAUGAUAGUUACAUACCUGAUGAAGCAAAGCAAAUUAGUUCUGCAGGAGGUAACAAUACUUACAGGGGUUUGAGAUCUUGGACAUUACAGACCAUUUACAGGAUCAAUGUUGGAGGCCCUAAAAUCACACCAGAGAACGAUACACUUUGGCGAAACUGGGUUCCAGACGAUGGUUAUCUCGUUAAUUCAGGAAGUGCAACCCCUGUCAGCCACCCCGGUGAGCCUAAUUACGGGGGAAAUGUCAGUGAAAGCAUCAGUCAAUUUACGGCCCCAACUCUCGUCUACCAGACUGCAGCAGAACCGAAGAAUACCAGUGGCAAUUUCAACUUAACCUGGUCUUUCAAUGUUGAUAAGAGUGCUGACUACCUUGUUCGAGUUCACUUCUGUGAUAUUAUCAGUGAAUCAGCUAACAUUCUAAAUUUCAGUCUUUAUAUUUAUAAUAAUUUCAGUAUGUUGAUCGAUCCUUAUGAGUAUGGUUACCAGUUAGCUGUUCCGUUUUACAUCGAUUUUGUGGUUCAUUCUGAUGAUUCUGGACAUUUGAAUAUCGGUAUAGGCCCUUCGGUAGAUACCAUUAAAAACAGUGCCUUUCUGAAUGGGCUGGAAAUAAUGAAGAUACUGGGGAAUUCAGGCAUUACAUUGAGCUUGCAAGAGCAUGAGAAAAAAUAUGUUUUUAUUAUAGUUGGUUCAAUUCUUGGAGGGUUAGGCUUAAUCUGCAUUUUGGUAGCUGUGUUCUUUUUGGUUUUCAGAUGCAGGAAGCCGAAGUCUAUUGAAACUUCAGACUGGUCGCCACUAACUGGAGGAGGGAGUUCUCAUAGCAGGAUGACUGAGGGAACCAUCCCUAAUAUGAAUCUCGGGUUAAAGAUACCAUUUUCUGAAAUUCAAUUGGCAACAAAAAACUUUGACCAGAAAUUGAGGAUUGGUAAGGGUGGCUUUGGGAUCGUCUAUAAAGGAACUCUCAAGAAUGGCACAAAAAUUGCUGUGAAACGUAGUGAUCCAGGGUCUGGCCAAGGUCUUCCAGAAUUCCAAACAGAGAUCAUGGUUCUGUCAAAAAUUCGCCACCGCCAUCUUGUGUCCUUGAUUGGGUAUUGUGAUGAGAGGUCUGAGAUGAUACUUGUCUAUGAAUUCAUGGCCAAUGGGACUUUAAGGGAUCAUCUGUAUGCUUCGGAUAAGCCACCUUUGUCAUGGAAACAAAGGCUUGAAAUUUGCAUUGGUGCAGCCAGGGGUCUUCAUUACCUCCACAAAGGGUCAGCGGGGGGAAUCAUACACCGUGAUGUUAAGCCCACUAACAUCCUGCUUGAUAAGAAUAAUGUUGCUAAAGUUGCCGAUUUUGGUCUUUCAAAAUCGGGUCCUCUUGAUGAUACUCAUGUCAGCACAACUGUCAAAGGCACGAUUGGUUAUCUUGAUCCCGAGUAUUUUAAAUCCCAACAGUUGACAGAAAAAUCUGAUGUCUACUCAUUUGGUGUAGUUCUUCUUGAGGUGCUAUGUGCAAGGCCAGCAAUAGAUAGCACGCUUCCAAGAGAGCAGGCAAAUUUGGCAGAAUGGGCAAUGCUCUGCAAGAAUAAAGGGUUGCUAGAAGAUAUUGUUGAUCCUUCACUCAAGGAUCAGAUCGAUCCAAACUCCCUAAGAAAAUUUAUUGAGACAACAGAGAAAUGUUUACAAGAAUGCGGCACUGAUCGCCCUACCAUGGGUGAUAUAUUGUGGGACUUGGAAUAUGCAUUACAGCUUCAACAAACAGCAAUGCCAAGAGAGCCACAGGAAGACAGCACAGUUGGUGGUUCUGCAGCAUUGGCAAUGCCCAAUGUUUGGAGGUUUCCUUCAAUUAGUAUGUCUAUUGAGAGAGAUGAUAUGCCUGCUAUAAUGGAUGAUGGCUCCUACACUAGAGAUAGUGAAGUUUUCUCCCAGUUAAAAGCUGAUGGUAGCAGAUAAUGUUAUUUGGUUUUCAAGAUCUAGUGACGCAGCUGAAGUUUCUUUAUCCUCUACAAACUAUGAUAAGUACACCUUUGUGAACUUAACUUUGUAUUUUGGGUGGCAUUAGCACUUUUUCUAAUUGUAAAGCAGCAUUAUAAUAGUAGAUUAGUUACAUAUU